Aedes aegypti (yellow fever mosquito) is the source of this 1795-nucleotide messenger RNA. Its product is annotated as zinc finger and BTB domain-containing protein 17. Bases 172 to 1719 code for a protein of 515 amino acids. The transcript is spliced from 6 exons. NCBI's taxonomy places the organism in Eukaryota, Metazoa, Arthropoda, Insecta, Diptera, Culicidae. Gene Ontology annotation, cellular component: nucleus. The record is from RefSeq and is a predicted model, not a curated record. Gene Ontology annotation, molecular function: zinc ion binding.
UUCGGCAUCAGCAUGACGUUUCGAAUGUCUGUUUACACGCAGCGUUGUCAAAAUUUAUGCUGUAAAGCAUAAAAGUUUGAGUUUUUCGUAAAUUUUCAUCGAAAUUUGAUGAAUUUUUCGUGAAAAAACGGCCGCAUUCUUGUGGAGCAAGUUCGAUUCGGUCGUGUGAAGAUGGUGAUGUGUCGGGCCUGCGGCGAUCAACCCGGUGAUCCAACCCGCCUCACCGAAAGUUUGCAAAAGUACUUGGACAUCUACUACAAUCUCACCUCGAUUAGGUUGACCCCGGAUGAGGACCCCGAGAGGCAACGGAUUUGCGAGGCAUGCCACGCAAAGCUGCUGGAGUACAACAAGUUCCGAUCGGUUUGCCUUCAGGUUCACUACAAGCUGACCGAAAUUAAAGCGGAAAUUGAUUUUGAACGUCGGAGUCCUGAAACCAUAGAAUGCCAGCCACUAGUAUUGCCACUUAAGGUGGAAGCGCUUGAUUUCGAGCAGAAAGAUCCGGAACUGGUUGUGGAGGUUGAGAAGAAAGAUUUCGAAGACGAUGAUGACGAUGACAACAACGAGGAAGAUGAUGAUGAUGAUCAGUUGGAUGUGAAGGAUCUAGACUUUAACCAAGAUGACUCAGACGAAAGCGAAGAAGACCGUAAACCUCUGAAGCAGAGGAAGAAACGGAAGCGCCGAAAGAAGGGUGAAGAACCCAAGGAACAGCGUUUUGGCUGCCAUCAAUGCGAUAAGAAGUUCCGAACCGAUGAGCGGCUCCAGGGCCACUUGAGAACCCAUCUGGGCUUGAAGGCGGCCGUGUGCAACUUGUGCGGCAAAGAGUUCCACAAGUUCUACAACCUGAAGCUGCACAUGACCCGGAAGCACUCGGAAGUGAAGCAGGAAUUCCGGUGCGCGUUUCCCGACUGUGGCCUGAGCUACAGCACCAAGCAGGGCUUGAACAAUCACCGGAGGCGACACGAUCCGAACUUUAUCCAGCCGGUGCAGAAGCGGGUCGUUUGCGAUCAGUGCGGAAAGACGUUCUCCACGGCGGGGGCUUUGAAGAAACACAACUACAUCCACUCAGGGGACAUGCCUUUCCAGUGUCAAGUAUGCAAUAAGAAGCUCCCGACUGCCCAUAAGCUGAAAGAACACAUGAUGAGACAUGAGGGCGUCAGAAAUCAUGUUUGCCCCUUGUGUGGCCUGAAGAAAACUACUCGUCACGAGCUGACGGUCCACAUGAACUAUCACACACGCGAGAAACAAUUCACGUGCCAUGUGUGCGCUCAGGUGUUCUCCAACAUUGGCAACAUGAGUCGCCACAUCAAAAUCGUCCACUGCGGUAUCAAGGCGUACAACUGCACCUACUGUGACCGCUCGUUUGGCAAGGCGGAAACCCUGAAGCAUCACGUCAUGACCCAUACCGGCGAGAAGCCGCACGAGUGUCGCGUAUGUGGCAAACGGUUCAUCCAGCCGGUAGCACUGCAGACCCACAUGAAGACCCAUCGGAAGCACAUGCCGCAGGAACAGCAGCAACCACAGCCGUCGACGGCUGGAGCGCCCUAUCAGCAUCCGAACCUGGGUCAGCAGCGAUCUUCGGCCAUUCUUCUUGCUGCUGCAGCUGCCGCCACAACCGCACCGAUGAUGGCAUUGGCACAGUCGCAGAUGCAGCAGCAACCGCCACAGCUGCAGUCUCCGCAGGAUUCGCCGAUGCCGGACUACGUCAAUCAUUCGGUUUGAGUGUGCUAGGUUUUAAGAUUAAAGGUAUUUAUUUUAUUCUAUCGAAUAAAGAGAGCAUGAUAGUGGCAAUAAAUGA